AUGCGCCAUGUCAUGGCUGACGUUGUGCGGGUGUCGGCGCCCGGGAAGCUCUUGCUGCUCGGCGAGCACGCGGUCGUGUACGGCUGCCCCGCCGUGGCCACUGCGCUGUCGGAUCUGCGCGUUCACGUGAAGAUUACGCGCCUUCACGUGCCUGUAGACGUCCCCCCUAUGGUCGAAUUCGCUUGCAAAGACAUGAAAUCGUCACGGGAUCAGCAGCCGAUUCGACGGGUGUAUGAGAUCUCAGCGCUGCAAAAGGUGGUGAAGGGGCUGGAUGACGACAGCCACUACGUGCCCGUUCCAGCGCAAGUGGUGAUGAAGCGUGUUGAAGACGUACUGGAAGGCGAGACGUUGGAAGAUGCCAAGGUGAUGCGCCCGCCGCUUUUCUUGUGCUGCGCUUUGCUGCGCUCGUCGGGUAUUUUUAGCGGGAAAAGAGGAGGGCUAUGUGUUGAAAUAGCUGCGGGCAACUUGCCGGUUGGUGCAGGACUAGGCUCUUCGGCGGCAAUGGCGGUGGCACUUUCGGGGGCGUUUGCAGAGCUCUCGGGCAGCUCUCGGAAGCACGAGCUAGACUUUAUUAAUACGUAUGCUUUUGCGGCUGAAGUGAUUCUCCAUGGCUCACCUUCAGGUGUAGACAACACGGUGUCGUGCUAUGGCGGGACGUUGGUCUUUCAAAAGGAUCUGGAACCCUCGUUUCGACGCGUUUCGUGCGAGCUGGACAAGUUCCGUUUUAUGGUAGUCAAUACUCGCGUUCCUCGUUUGACAAGCGUGCAAGUUAAGUACGUCCGGAAACGCUAUGAAGCUGAUCGUGAGAAAGUGCAGAUGCAAUUCGACACGAUUCAUCAGCUUGUGGAGAAAUUUGUUGCACUCAGUACGCGAAAGGUGCUGUCCGAGGAAGUCUUAGGCCAAGAGAUUGAGCACAAUCAGAAAAUUUUGAAUGAUUUGGGAGUGGGCCACCCGCAAAUCGACGUCGUCGCGCGCAUCUGCAAGCAGUUCAACGGCGCUACAAAGCUCACUGGCGCAGGUGGUGGCGGUUGUACGAUUACUCUCUUGCCGCAAAGUUUGAGCAACGCUGACUUGUCGAAGCUUGUUAAACAGCUAGAAGCGAGUGGGUUUGAGUGUUUCACCAGUUCCAUUGGUGGUCCCGGCUUGAUUCGCCAUUCUCCAAAUGAAACGCUGUGA
This is a messenger RNA of Peronospora matthiolae, 1176 nucleotides long. The record is from the annotation of a GenBank genome assembly. Lineage: Eukaryota; Oomycota; Peronosporomycetes; Peronosporales; Peronosporaceae.